AUGGACAAGCUUACGGCCGCCGAGAAGGCCGUGUACGAUUUGCUCAAGGUCGAAAUCUCCGGCCACUUCGUCCAGAAGUUGAAGGAGCAACAAGACAACAUCCUCAAGGCGGUGACCACCCUGGUGACCGACGCAACUCAGAAGAUCAACUCCGCCGCCAACCGGAUCGAGACUUUGCGUACCCAUUUUAGUGCCGAUAUUGGUGAUUUGCGCCUGGAUCUGGACAAGCUUGCCGGCCUGGACGAUUCGCCGCCUCGCAAGCCUCCUCCAGCUUCGUCUCAGGGCAAGGAUGGGGAAAAGCUACCCCUGUCCUCUACUCCUUAUCAUCUCCACAAUGGUCUUAUUCGCAAAAAGGGGCGUAUUUGGCUUGCUGCUACUCCUGCUCUCCAAUUGAAGAUCAUUCAAGCUUUCCAUGCUAGUCCAGUUGGGAGUCAUUCCGACCUGCCUGUCACUUAUCAACGCCUUAAACACUUAUUCUCUUGGACUGGUCUGAAGCAGCAGGUUAAGCAAUUUGUUCAGACCUGUGACGUCUGUCAGCGUGCUAAACCUGAACGCACACUCUAUCCUGGUAAGUUACAGCCUCUUCCUAUUCCUACUGGUGCUUGGGAGCUUAUUACCAUGGACUUCAUCAAAGGUUUGCCUUCUUCUCAUGGGUACAAUUGCAUUCUGCGUAUGACUCAUCAGGCUGAUAAGAAGCGUCAGGAGCAUCAAUUUCAGAUUGGUGACAGUGUUUAUCUGAAACUUCAACCUUAUGUUCAGCCUUCAGUUGCACCUCGGGCUAACCAUAAGCUUCUCUUCAAAUAUUAUGGGCCCUUCUUGGUUGAAGAACUCAUUGGCCAUGUGGCUUAUCGUUUGCAGUUGCCAGUUGGGAGUUGGAUUCAUCCCGUGUUUCAUGUUUCCCAACUGAAAGCUGCUCUUCGUCCUACUGAUCAGCGACAUGGUUUCUUGACAAGCAACUUGUUGGGUUCUGGAUCAUUUGGGUCUGUAUACAAAGGAGAGUUAACUCAACCAGGUGAAAGUGCAAGUUUUGUUGCUGUGAAGGUAUUGAAACUUCAAAAUCCCAUGGCACUCAAGAGUUUUACUGCUGAAUGUGAAGCACUGCGAAAUAUACGGCAUCGGAAUCUCGUCAAGAUAAUUACAGUUUGCUCAAGCAUUGAUACUAGCGGGAACGAUUUCAGAGCAAUUGUAUAUGAAUUCAUGCCGAAUGGUACCUUAGAAGGUUGGCUACAUGCUGACAAAGAUGACCAAGCAGAGCAGAGGCAUUUGGAUCUCCUUGAAAGAGUGACCAUACUACUCGACGUGGCUUAUGCAUUGGACUAUCUUCAUAACCAAGGCCCUGCACCUAUUGCACAUUGUGAUGUUAAGUCAAGCAAUGUGCUUUUAGAUGUUGAUAUGGUAGCCCAUGUUGGAGAUUUUGGACUUGCUAGGAUUUUUAUUGAUGGAAGCUCAUACCCACAGCAGUCGACGAGCUCAAUGGGAUUUAGAGGGACAAUUGGUUAUGCUGCAUCAGAGUAUGGCGCUGGAAACAUGGUAUCAACGAAUGGAGAUAUUUUCAGUUAUGGAAUUCUAGUUUUGGAAACAGUAACUGGGAAAAGGCCCACUGAUAGUGGAUCCAGACAAGGAUUAUCCCUUCGUGAAUAUGUUGAGCUGAGUCUAGAUGACAGAACGUCAGAGGUUAUUGACUUGCGGCUUUCAUUGGACCUCGAGAAUGCACUUCAGACCACGGAUGAUUCUCCUUACAGAAAGAAGAUCGAUUGCAGUGCUUCACUGCUUAGACUUGGUAUAUCUUGCUCUCAGGAAAUUCCAUCGAGUAGAAUGUCAACUGGAGAUAUCAUCAAGGAACUGCAUUCCAUCAAAGUGUCUCUCUUAUCCAUACCAUGAAGUUAUGUUGGAAAGAUUUAUGUGCGGUGAUUUUCUGUUCAUGGAUAUUGUUGAACCUCUUUGCGAAUAGUCUUGUUCUGAUUUCUGCAGUGUCGACACUUUCUGAGCGGCCGUUUAAUGUAUGAUAUC
This is a messenger RNA of Brachypodium distachyon (stiff brome), 2010 nucleotides long. RefSeq names its product receptor kinase-like protein Xa21. Gene Ontology annotation, biological process: protein phosphorylation. Gene Ontology annotation, molecular function: protein kinase activity; ATP binding. The record is from RefSeq and is a predicted model, not a curated record. The coding region runs from base 1 to 1881 and encodes 626 amino acids. Lineage: Eukaryota; Viridiplantae; Streptophyta; Magnoliopsida; Poales; Poaceae. The transcript has 4 exons.